UGAUCAUCGUGAGGAGAAAUCUUUAUUUGUACUUAACUGGUUCCCGGCAAGAUAUCAAAUUCAAAGCAAAUGUCCACCACAUUCGCCUCGCGUUAUGGAGACUUCAUACGCAGCAGUAGCCCAGCACGUAAGAGAGAAGCUAGUGGAGGGAGAGCGCCGCACAGGCCAAGUUGGGGGAAUGCAUAUAAUGGCCCAUCAAAGUCCUCUUCGUUUGCAACCAAGACUUCCUCUUCAUCAACUUCAAAAG
Molecule: messenger RNA, 247 nt
Organism: Amoebophrya sp. A25
Lineage: Eukaryota; Dinophyceae; Syndiniales; Amoebophryaceae
Source: the annotation of a GenBank genome assembly